AUGUCCGAGAUCACUCACCCCACUAUCAAGGAUGGCUGGUUCUCCGAGCAGUCCGGCAUGUGGCCUGGUCAGGCCAUGAACCUCAAGGUCAACCAGAUCCUGCACCACGAGAAGUCCAAGUACCAGGAUGUCCUCAUCUUCGAGAGCAGUGACUACGGCACUGUCCUCGUCCUGGACAAUGUCAUCCAGUGCACUGAGCGGGAUGAGUUCUCCUACCAGGAGAUGAUCACCCACCUCGCCAUGAACUCUCACCCCAACCCCAAGAAGGUCCUGGUCAUCGGUGGUGGAGAUGGCGGUGUCCUCCGUGAGGUCGUCAAGCACGAGACCGUCGAGGAGGCCAUCCUGUGCGAUAUCGAUGAGGCCGUCAUCCGUCUCUCUAAGAAGUACCUCCCCGGCAUGAGCAUCGGCUUCCAGCACCCCAACGUCAAGACCCACGUCGGCGAUGGCUUCGAGUUCCUCAAGACCCACCAGAACGAGUUCGACGUCAUCAUCACUGACAGCUCCGACCCUGAGGGUCCUGCUGAGAGCCUCUUCCAGAAGCCCUACUUUGAGCUCCUGCGCGAUGCGCUCCGUGAGGGAGGUGUCAUCACCACACAAGGUUCCGAGAACCAAUGGCUGCACCUUUCUCUGAUCACCGACCUCAAGAAGGCCUGCAAGGAGGUCUUCCCCGUCGCCGAAUACGCCUACACCACCAUCCCCACCUACCCCUCCGGCCAGAUUGGCUUCAUGGUCUGCUGCAAGGACGCCACCCGCAACGUUCGCGAGCCCGUCCGCAAGUGGUCUGCCGAGGAGGAGGAGCGUCUCUGCCGCUACUACAACCAGGAUAUCCACCGGGCUAGCUUCGUUCUCCCCAACUUUGCCCGUAAGGCUCUGAACAACUAG
Molecule: messenger RNA, 882 nt
Organism: Aspergillus bombycis
Lineage: Eukaryota; Fungi; Ascomycota; Eurotiomycetes; Eurotiales; Aspergillaceae
Product: spermidine synthase
Exons: 5
Coding region: 1-882 (293 amino acids)
Biological process (GO): spermidine biosynthetic process
Cellular component (GO): cytosol
Molecular function (GO): spermidine synthase activity
Source: RefSeq, a predicted model, not a curated record